AUGAACGGUAAAUCGUACUACCCUGCUGCAUCCACCCUCGCCCAGAGGGCACCAGUUGGGUCGAGGCCGGCUACUGCAUUGGACCCCUCUACCGGCCCGCACAGGCAUACCUCGAGGUUGUCGAGCUUAGUAGACGAGAAGGAGACCGCCGGCAUUUUUGGCUCGUUGAGCCUUGAGCCCGAGCAGAGAUUAGGCCAAUUUUCGGGGUCCCAGCGGGCCGGACAAGAGCCGACGUACUUCAAUGGAGUGGGUGGCGGGCCAUCACGGGAUUCCGGUCUCCCCCCGACGAGCCAGCCCGAGUCCGAACUGCCUACCUUCGGCUACGGUGCUUCCGGGGCGAAUUCGAUGCACUCCCAAAGACCAUCUCUGACCUCUGGCCUCUCAUUCAACGCGCUCAACCCCAAGACCUACGAUCAAGCUGGCACACAUCGGACUGACGAAGCUGAAAUCUCAGAGCGUAUAGGAAGGAUGACGAUGGAUAGUGAUCUCAAUGGUGCCCACUACCGCAACGGGGCCCAGUCCUUUCAGUUCAAUCCCGUGUCGCAGCCGUGGGAAAACAGCCAGGCCUAUCCAAAUGGCCUUGCCAGAGAGGGGUACGGAAAUGGGUCGGCAUUCGAGAGACGCGGAUCCGCUGCCCUGGACCGCAGCUCCUCGGCUGGGAGCACAUACCGCCCCGGUGCCGGACUGAGUAGCCCCAGGGGUUUCGCGGCCCCUCAGUCGAAUAGCGAAGCAUGGUCAAGACCGGCGUCCCGCGACCACAGGUCAGGCGCAGAUAUCGAUCGGCGAGGGCUAGGGUUCUAUCCACCGCAACACCCUUACUACAGCCAGGGGUACCUACCUUAUCCUCUAUACGAUCCGUACAGCGGCUUGAGGCAUGUCCCCAUACCCGGGUUUGACAUGCCUCUGCCAGCUUACCCGGCCGCCGCUGCUGGAUUGCCAAUGCAACGUGGCAGAGGGCAGGAUCCAGGGACGGGUAUUAGAAGCUUGCUUUUGGAAGAAUUCAGAUCAGCUGCAAAAGCAGAUAAACGCUACGAACUCAAGGAUCUCUACGAGCACGUCAUCGAGUUCUGUGGAGACCAGCAUGGCUCCCGGUUCAUCCAGACAAAACUAGAGACGGCCAACAGUGAUGAAAAGAACAUGGUUUUCCGAGAGAUCGAACCAAACGCUGUCCAGUUGAUGCAGGACGUGUUUGGCAACUAUGUGAUUCAGAAAUUCUUUGAGCACGGCGAUUUAGUGCAGAAGAGAAUUCUCUUCCGAGCAAUGAAAGGGAAGAUUGUCGACCUGUCGAUGCAGAAGUAUGGCUGCCGGGUAGUCCAGAAGGCUUUGAAGCAUGUGCUUGUUGAAGAACAAGUCGAACUCGCCAAGGAGUUGGAGCCGGAUAUUUUGAGCGUCAUCAAGGACGAGCACGGGAACCACGUCGUUUCUAUGGUGAUGGACUUGGUUCCUCGACAACAUAUUGACUUCAUCAUGGAUAGUUUCAAGGGCCGCGUUGGCGAGCUCUCUGCGCACGUGCACGGCUGUCGCGUCGUUCAGAAGGCACUCAUGCGGGGAAACGAGGCUGACAUCGCCGCCAUAAUGAAGGAGUUGCACGCCUCAGCGCACAGUCUUCUGUCGGAUCAGUACGGCAACUACGUGAUCCAAAAAGUUCUGGACAAAGGGAAGCCUGAAGACCGGGCAAGGAUAAUCAGCACCGUAACCCCGAUGGCCCUGACCUACGCGAAGAACAAACACGCAUCGAACGUGGUUGAGAAGUGCAUCCGAAAGGGCACGACCGAGGAACGACGGGCCAUCAGAGACCAGAUCGUCAAAGCCCCCGGAAACGAUGGCAACAGCCCGCUGCUCCAGGUGAUGAAGGACCAAUAUGGCAAUUACGUGAUGCAAACGCUCCUCAACACGCUUCAAGGUCAGGACAGAGAGGACCUCCUCGAACAGAUGAAGGCGCAAGUUGCCAUCUUCAAAGCCACCGCUGUCGGGAAGAACACCGCCAUCGAUCGCCUGGUUGCUGCAAUGGCGGCCCCGGUGGAUGCCAAUAAUAAUGCUAAUGCCGACGCCGACGCCGACAGCAACUCCAAUGGCAAUGCGAACGGUGCUGGGGACAAUAGCUCACCGCAAAAUCACACGCCGCCGUCUUCUGCCGGCCCAUCAUCGCCGAAUGGUAAGAGCGGUGAAAGAGAGGGACCGCCAGCUCCUACAUGA
Molecule: messenger RNA, 2196 nt
Organism: Canariomyces notabilis
Lineage: Eukaryota; Fungi; Ascomycota; Sordariomycetes; Sordariales; Chaetomiaceae
Product: ARM repeat-containing protein
Exons: 5
Coding region: 1-2196 (731 amino acids)
Biological process (GO): nuclear-transcribed mRNA catabolic process, deadenylation-dependent decay
Cellular component (GO): cytoplasm
Molecular function (GO): mRNA 3'-UTR binding
Source: RefSeq, a predicted model, not a curated record